GUGGAACAGAAAGUCCGCAGGGUGGAGUCUCUCUCUCUGCUCUGUGUGUUUGCCACUCUGAACUCUGUAUAGACGUACGCGAUGGAUGGCGUUUAUCAACAAGGAUGGAGCGAAGCCGUGGUGGAUAUUUUGGUUGAAUUUCUCGAGGCAGCCACGCACAGCUUGCUGCACUCACGGCGAACGUACCCUCAAGAUAUCUUCGAACGACGCCGGAAAUACGGCGUACCAGUGUGGAUGAGCCGGCAUCCCGAGCUGAACGCCUACAUAUCUGAGGUUUUGCUACGGGUGAAGUUGCUUAUGGAACAAGGAGUAGUUCGUAGAGUGCUUGUGUGCUUCUUCCUGGAAGAAGAACACGUGGACCAAGCCCCUGUCGAGAGAGUCGCGUUCGACGUUCGGGUUGACAACGACGGUGAUGACUCCGUGGACUCAACAAGUCUGCAGGACGUAGAAGAUCAGCUUCGAUCUGCGCUCCUCCAGAUUCAAAAAUCGUCGGCUCACCUACCGACGCGGCAAGGCUGCACGUUUGCGUUGCACGUAGAAGCCCACGAGGACAAUGAAGGCCAAGUCGGAAGACACGAUGCAACUCAGGAUUAUGCCCAGUCUUCACCUGUAAGGUCAGCGCUUCGGGGGGGCAAGUGGGUACUCGCGGACAGCGUUGCGCAAGGAGUGCUGGCGGAGCCAGGGCGACGGAGAAUAGUCCCCAUCAAGUCUGUGAGGGGCAGGGGCCUGAGCCUGAAUUUGUCGACGGAGAUGGGAGACUGCUCGGUGUAAAAAGUAUUGAACGUACGUUCACACACGACCCCGGACCGGAAAUGCCGUUUAUUAUAGCUGGAGAUAACUCACGGGUCGGCUCGUUGCGCAGAUCGUAGAGAAUGCACAGGGGAGCCUAGCACAAGCAAGGGCAGAGCGAUUUAGCUGAGAUUCCGCACAGCUUGGCUGAGUGCUCAUAAGGAUGAUUGUUGUUGUUUCCUCGUGACCCUGGGAAACACGCACUGCCAGCUUGAGGUUACGUGCUACGGAGUGGCUCCAGGGCAUGUAUUGAGCUGUGGCCUGGAAAACGGCUUGUCGCAACGCUUAUUGUCGCGGUCUGGUGGCACCUUGGCGGUAAAGACGUCAAAGGGUAGAUUUUUCAAUUGGAGUACAUAAGACACACGGUGCCCACAUCGUUGCGCUUCGGAACACGAAAACUCCUGAGAGAAAUACAACAGCCACGCAGAAGACAUCGAAUCUUGUAUCAGGCAACAAGACCCUAUUAUUCUACCUUGCCAUGAUCACCAUUCGCUGUACGUUCAUCUGAUUAGUUUUUGUCUGCUGCGCAGUGCCGGCAUGUGUGUUUUAGUCGUGGUAUUUGAGCCGAAUGAACGUGUCGUAUGUCUACAUAUUAUACGAUGGCACGUGGGGCCUUGUGUACAACACCUUUGACCGUUUGGUAAGAAGCGGCCAGUUUUGCCGUGAUCUAGUUCAGAGUGUCGAGUAAUCAUGUGUAUCAAAUUAGUGGCGUCACGGGUAAAACCAUUGACAAGCGAACGGUUUUGCUUCCUUCUCCGCAUCCUAGGAGUUUCCUUUGGCUCAAGCAGAUAACCCAGCCAUGUCACACCACGGUCGUUUUCUGAAGUCGCGCCUGCCUGCGCUGCUCUGCCCUGAAAGUCUUCGCCGACUUCGCCUUUACAGCCUCACGGUUUGGCACGAAGACCCCUCCGGUCUCUGCUGACAGAUCAUGCGUUGGUGAUUCAGACAGUUGGGCGGAAGGGUUGCUUGAGAACUAGCCAAGACACUGGGAUCCUAGAUGACCUUAUCACCUCGAUUGUUGCGUCCAUGAGAAAGUCACGGAGACGCCUACGUACUAUUGCACAACCACCCGCGCGUGUCGGACGUGCCUGCCAUGACCUGGUGGUGGCAACCAUCGAUGUGUUUGGAGGAAUAGCUAUGGUCAAGAUAUAAUG
Molecule: messenger RNA, 1943 nt
Organism: Ectocarpus sp. CCAP 1310/34
Lineage: Eukaryota; Phaeophyceae; Ectocarpales; Ectocarpaceae
Source: the annotation of a GenBank genome assembly